AAGCAAAGGGAGGGUCGAUCGGCGGCGUGCACGUUAUUACUCGUGCCCGCGCACGCACGCACGCUUUGCAGCUCAUUGGAUGGCGCCACAAUAUAAAAGUCCCGCAGUGGUCCCCCUCUGUUUAAUACCCAGCCCGCCUGGUUAACGUCACCCCAUUAAAACGAAGCAAACACGGCGUGGAUUUCAGAAAGGUAUCGAACUGUAUUUGCACCGCUGAGCAAUUAUUCCGUUAUUUAUUCCCAGUAUGAAGGAGAGACGCCCCCCGCAGCCUUUUGUAACGCGCUGUAAACUAGUGCUGGUUGGAGAGGUCCAAUGCGGUAAAACAGCCAUGCUACAAGUCCUGGCGAAGGAUUGCUACCCAGAGACAUACGUCCCCACUGUGUUCGAGAACUACACUGCCUGUAUGGAGCUUGACGGCCAGCGUGUUGAGCUGAGUCUUUGGGACACAUCAGGUUCCCCAUACUACAACAACGUCAGGCCUCUCUGCUACAGUGAUUCCGAUGCAGUCCUCUUAUGCUUUGACAUCAGCAGACCAGACACAAUAGAUAAUGCUCUAAAGAAGUGGAAAGCAGAGAUCCAGGACUUCUGUCCGUGCACACGGAUCUUGCUCAUAGGCUGCAAGGCAGACCUACGCACAGAUGUCUGUACACGCAUGGAGCUGUCCAGUCAGAAACAGACGCCAAUUUCCCAUGAGCAGGGUUGUUCCUGGGCCAAGCAACUCGGAGCUGAAGCGUACCUGGAGUGCUCGGCCUUCACAUCGGAGAAAAGCAUCCAUAGUGUAUUUCGUGCGGCGGCGCUGGCCUGCAUGGACAAACUACAGCCGGCAAACAAACCCAGCCCGGUUCGCCGACUCUCCAAGAGACUCCUACACCUCCCCAGCAAGACAGAGCUCCUCUCCUCCACUUUCAGCAAGGACAAGUCAAAGAGCUGCACCAUCAUGUGAGCACAAUGCAUAUGCUUGCAUAUGAGGACAAGUGUGGAUUUUGAAAUCCACUGUACUUCGCUUCACUUCACCACAAAACAACACUGUCAUUUCUCCCUCUAUAUUCAACGGAGACAAGCUGAAAACGAUCAAGAAGUUCCUAAUUAAUUGACUGUAAAUCCUACAUACUGUAUGUGCAAAUAUAGAGGCCAUAGACUCCUCGCACAAAGGUCGUUGUAAGGAAGGUCAUCCAAGAUUUUAAACGAGAAAGGGGAAUGCUGCAUUUGAACACAUCACAUUCAUUAGCACUCAUCUGCCUGGAAGACUGGACACUUUAUUAAGUACAGCUGCAUAUUCAUUGAUAAUCUGCACUUUUGAUUGAUAUGUUGGUUGCUUUAUUGACCCUUUGUGAUUAGGGGUUGCGGGUUCGAUCGAAAAAUGGGCUAACAGUAGCCACGUUUACAUGAGAUUUUCCUCUAUCCGAAUGAUGUACCAGGAAACAGUGUAUACAUGGAAAAGGAAUAUUCCAAUCUCCUGUCUACAUGCACCGCUAUAAUUAAACGGAAUAGUCAAUGGGACAUGCGCAGUAAAACGUAAAUAACAUCACAUGAUUCAUCAAAGAUGGCGGACGAGAGUGUGAUUACCACGGUUGUUGGGACAGUUGCAACGCUUUUGAAAAUGACGAAGAAGAAGAAGAGGCGUAGAGGGGAUGGGAUAAUUUUUUAAUAAUAAUACAUUAAAUAAUAAUACAUUAAUAAUAGGCGGCACUAAUAGGUGGCAUGGCGGUCGAGUGGUUAGCGCGCAGACCUCACAGCUAGGAGACCAGGGUUCAAUUCCACCCUCGGCCAUCUCUGUGUGGAGUUUGCAUGUUCUCCUCGGGCAUGCGUGGGUUUUCUCCGGGUACUCCGGUUUCCUCCCACAUUCCAAAAACAUGCUAGGUUAAUUAGCGACUCCAAAUUGUCCAUAGGUAUGAAUGUGAGUGUGAAUGGUUGUUUGUCUAUAUGUGCCCUGUGAUUGGCUGGCGACCAGUCCAGGUUGUACCCUGCCUCUCGCCCCAAGACAGCUGGGAUAGGCUCCAGCACCCCUGUGACCCUCGUGAGGAAAAAGCGGAAGAAAAUGAAUGAAUGAAUUCCAUUCAGGUCUUUUAAAGUUUGUAUCAAAAACGAACUUUCCGCUGUAGUCCAGUGAUGACUGCUCACCGCCAUUUUCAAAACCUGCGUGUUACGUUACGGCUGAGCAUGCGCUGAAAGAACACACCCUGGCGACUUUCCGAUACAAGAUACCUCAAUCGGAUUAGGGAAAGGAAUAUUCCACCCCUGUGAAUCCGAUUAUAAAUUCAUUCAGAUUGGCACUUUUCUUUCGGAAUGAGGUGUAUACAAAGGUUAGAUUCUUUCCGUUUGAGCAAAUAACCCGAAUGGAAUUGGAAUAUUUGACUCCAUGUAAACAUGGCUACUGUCAAAGCGAAAGAUGGUAUAGUCCUACAAAUGUUCUGCGUGAAAUAUUAUUUCUUAACUUGUGCGCGUGUCCUUAAUGAUUUGUCCGGUUCAUGUCACAAACGAUCCCUUGGACGGGAACUGCAUUUUCUGGCACCACGGGGCACAUUGAAGCUACAGUCGGAAAACUCUCCAUAACAGCAGUCCUUGAAGGAACGAUUCCCUUUGCUGUCCUUGUACUGUUUUUCAUUUGGAUUAAAGCUGACAGUGGAGAAAGCAGCAGCGAGGGAAGAGCGAUUUGGCAAGAAAGAUGGUGGGAGGAUGAACUCGAGGGACACACGAUAUGACUAAGCUCUCGCAUGAGUCCUCCGGUGUAAGAUGUGAUCCACGUGAAGACGUCACGUAUUGUCGCCGCCAUUGCGUGAUUAACUUUAGUGCUGCAAUAUCAACAUGGAAUGAUUCAUCUGCAGUCCAUUUCCCUUUUUGCACGGUUGUAGUUUCGUUUCACAUGGUCCUUGAUGUGUGUGUGAUAUGUGAUGAACCUGGCCUGUAGCUCAUUAUGCAAUCUGCCUCGUUAGCAUUAACGCACAUAUACAGGUGAUGCCGAUCACACAAACAGGCUGGUCCUGUCCUGUGGAAAUGAUAGCUUCUAUACAAUUUUCAUCCGUAACAUCAAAUCUACCGUAUGGAUGUUCCGAUUUGCUUCCAGCUAUCUUUACUAUUGCUGUUGAUGUGUUCACUUGAGCAUUCGUAUCCGUUGACAGCGCAGCUAAUGGAGGAAUUGAUGAUUUGUAGGUCUGCACCAAGAAGACCGGCGUUGUCUGGUAAUAGAGAACACUGGAAUUCAGCAUGUUGCCUAGCAACAGUGUGAGCAGGGUCAGGCGUAAGCGCAGAGAUGGAGGGAUGGCUCUCGCAAAAAAAAAGGGGGGGGUGCCUAACCUUUCAUUUGUAGCAUUAAACAGAAGCCACAGCUUUAGGCGACGGCCAUGCUUGUUGUCUGCUUCUAAAGACGCCAGUCAGUCGCAGCCAAGGGACGUUGGCACGUCCUCUAAAAAAUACACCUGUAGCUGUAUUGUUGAUGUUUUUAUUUCACAGUCCCUCCAGUAUUUCGGUUUUCUCCCUUUUUUUUUGUACAUAUCUCCCCUCGCUUGUGAUGAAAAAGUAUUUCUUUGAACUUGCCAAUAAUGGCUUAAAUUAUUGAAUCGAUUCUGUAUUUGCUAUGACCAUACAGUACACUAUUUUCCAUCUUCAAAGCUUUAUUGAAAUAAAAAUAUUCAAAGUUCAUUUUUUUGUGACUUUUAUUCCUCUUGAUGACGACCUCCUGUCCCCCGCCCCACCCUCUCAAUCGCUGCCCCCUCUGGGACUCCCACCCGUAAUUGCACUAGCCUGUCCACCUUUAAGUCUCAUGUAAAAAAACAUCAACUGGUCUGUUUUAUGGAUUUGUGGCUUUGAAUGCAUCACUUGCUUCAUUCUAAGUGGAUUUCAGUUUUUAGAAAAGGGCUUUUAAAUAAAAUGUAUUAUUAUUAUUAAUUUUCUAUCGCUUAUCCUCAUGAGCAGGGGUCUCAAACUCAAUUUACCUG
This is a messenger RNA of Doryrhamphus excisus (bluestripe pipefish), 3935 nucleotides long. Its product is annotated as rho-related GTP-binding protein Rho6. Lineage: Eukaryota; Metazoa; Chordata; Actinopteri; Syngnathiformes; Syngnathidae. Gene Ontology annotation, biological process: small GTPase-mediated signal transduction. The record is from RefSeq and is a predicted model, not a curated record. Gene Ontology annotation, molecular function: GTP binding; GTPase activity.